AUGAUUCAUGGGCGGACGCACUAUCCCCCAACCUUUCUAUCUCAUCCGUGGAAAGUUCUUUUCACUUCCAUUUUCGUUGUUCAGUUCCAUCUUGAACAAAUUCUAUCUGUCUUCAAUAUUCCGUGUUCCUUACUUGAUUCCUUCUCUGCCCUCUGCCUCCUUCUGCUGAGUUUUCCAUCGUUCGAAUCAAUAUUAUUCUUUUUCAAAGCAAUACACCCAAAUAUCUUCUCAAUCCAAUUUGCUUUUCUCAUUACAAGAUCUCUUCACAUGUCUAUCUAUCUAUUUAUCUUUCUAUCUCAGUCUCUUCACAUGUCUAUCUAUCUAUUUAUCUUUCUAUCUCAGUCUCUUCACAUAUCUAUCUAUCUAUUUAUCUUUCUAUUUCAGUCUAUUCAUAUCUAUCUAUCUAUCUAUCUAUCUAUCUAUCUAUCUAUCUAUCUAUCUAUCUAUCUUAGUCUGUUUCUUAUCUAUCUAUCUAUCUAUCUAUCUCAGCCUUCAUUUCAUAUCUAUCUAUCUAUCUAUCUAUCUAUCUAUCUAUCUAUCUCCUCUGUUAAUUUCUAUCUAAUUCUGUACAUCUCUCUCUCUCUCUCUCUCUCUCUCUCUCUCUCUCUAUUCUGUUUAUUAUCUAUCUGUCUCUUUCAGUAUGUUUCUUAUCUAUCUAUCUAUCUAUCUAUCACACCUGUGCUUUCUUUCUUUCUUCUCUUUCUUUCUUUCUUUCUUCCUUUCUUAUGCCUAUUUUCUUUCUUUCUUUCAUUUUUUCUUUCCUUUUUUCUUUUGUCCACUUUCUUUCUUUCUUAUGCCUACUCUCUUUCUUUCUUUCUUUCUUUCUUUCUUUCUUUCUUUCUUAUGCCUAUUCUCUUUCUUUCUGUCUUUCUUUAUUUCUUAUGCCUACUGUCUUUCUUUCUUUUUUCUUUCUUUCUUUCUUUCUUUUUAAUGCCUACUCUCUUUCUUUCUUUCUUAUGCCUAUUUUUCUUUCUUUUAUUUGCUCAUUUUCUUUCUUUCUUUCUUUCUUUCUUUCUUUCUUUCUUUCUUUCUUACAAUCCUAAUUCAUACUUUCUUUAUUUUUUCUCUCUUUCUUACAUGCCUCAUAAUUUUUCUUUCCUUUCUUUCUUUCCUUUCUUUCUUUCUUUCUUUCUUUCUUUCUUUCUUUCUUUCUUUCUUUCUUUCUUUUCUUUCCAUUUAAUUAUUUCUUCUUUCGUUCUUUCUCCGACUGAAGUCUUUAUUGUUAAUUUCUCUCUUCCUGACAUCCAUUCCUCUGACACAGAUUUCGUUCACCCCCACCUCAUUCCCGACCCCCCAUAUGCCUGCUCAUUCACCAGCCAUCCGCACCCAGAGCAAUAG
Messenger RNA from Acanthosepion pharaonis, 1338 nucleotides. Lineage: Eukaryota; Metazoa; Mollusca; Cephalopoda; Sepiida; Sepiidae. The record is from the annotation of a GenBank genome assembly.